AUGGGCAUCGCGACCCUUCCGACGGUGGUGGCCGUCGGAGGCGCCUUUGUGGCCUACGCGACGUAUUCGGCCAUCGUGAGUCUACGGACCAACAUCGAAGCCGCCAAGAGGAGUGGCUUGCCUUACAUCAUAUCCCCCCUCUCGCCGAUAUGGCUGCCGGCGCAAAUCACUCACAAACUCUGGAUGCCCAUCGUCCGAACCUGUUUCCCCAAAUCAUGGUGGGAAAACUGGAUAAUCUUCCUAACCCAAGACUGGUCCUACAUCCACAACCACGCCAUCUUCGCCCUCUACGGCCCAGCCUUCUUCGUUGUAUCCCCCUACUCCACCAUGCUCCUCACCUCCUCCGCCGAACUCAUCCGCCAAAUCACCCACCGCCGCGAACAUUUCCCCAAAUUCGUCGAAACCUACGAGAUCCUCACCCAAUUCGGCGACAACACGCUUACGACAGAGGGUGCGCUGUGGCGAGUGCACCGGCGCGCGACGGCGGCGAGCUUCAAUGAGCGGAACGCGGCGUUGGUGUUUGCCGUUGCUAUUGAGCAGACGCAGGGGUUGGUGGAGAAGUGGAUGGCGGAUCAGGCGGGUGAAAGGGAAUCGAGGCCUGUGGAGACGAUUGAUAGUGAUACGAUGAGGUUGGCGUUGAAUAUCAUUGGCUAUGUGGGCUUCGGGUUGAGGUUGUUGUGGCCGGGCCAGAGGUUGCCGGAGGGGGUGGAUGGGGAGAGGUUGGAGAAGUAUUCGGGGUUGGAGCCCGUUGGGAGGCAUAGCAUGAGUUUUGUGGAGACGAUUGCGGUUGUUUUGGAGAGGAUUUUGUUGCUGCUUGUUGUGCCCGAGGGGAUUUUGAGAUAUCUCCCAUUCAAACAGGCCAAGGAAGCCGCCGAAGCCUACCAGAACUACGUUCAAUACAUGGAGGAACUCCUCGAGGAGAAGCUCCAAGACAUGCGCAAAGGCUCCUCCGACACCGAAGAACCGGGCAUGGACAUCAUGGGCCAACUCGUGCGAUCAACCUACGGCGACGAUGUCAAGAAAAUAUCACCCAUAAACGGGACAAACGGCACGAUGCUACUUAACGGCAACAAACCGAACGACGUCGAAAAGACCGGCAAACUAAACAAAUCCGACAUCCUCGGCAACGCCUUCAUCAUGCUCGUAGCAGGCCACGAAACCACCGCCAACGCCCUGCACUUCACCUUUAUCGAACUAGCGACGAACCCCUCCGCACAGCGCGCCCUACAGCGCGACGUCGACGCUCUGCUGGGUCGUGACACGGAUCCGCGGACGUGGAGUUACGAAGCGAGCGUGGGACCCUUGCUGGCGAGCAUGGUGGGCGCGUGCAUGAAUGAGACGCUGAGGAAGUGGCCCUCUGUAGUGGAGGUGCCGAAGAAGGUGGCGGGCGGCGGGGACCAGGUUGUUAGUUUGGAUGGGAGGAGCGUGGUGUUACCGGAGGGGGCGGCGAUUAGUCUCGUGGCUGUGGCGGCGCAUCGGAAUCCGAGGUAUUGGCCUACGAGGAGGAGUAGAGUUACGGGAAAGGAGACGGAUUUGGAUGAUUAUGUUCCGGAGAGGUGGUUUCGGAAGUGUGCGGGCGGUGAGGAGGAAGAAAAAGAAGGGAAACUGGAAACAUCGACGACACCAUCCAGUGCUACUACGGAAUCCUACGAAGAAGGAGAGAACGAAGAGGACUUUGGGGGCUACAAAGGUCCCGAUACGAGCGGAGAACUCUUCAGGCCCGAACGAGGCGCAUACAUCCCAUUUUCCGACGGCGCGAGGUCUUGUCUCGGGAGACGCAUCGCGCAGGUGGAGAUCGUGGCGGCUCUGGCGGUCAUUUUCCAGAAGUACAGUCUCGAGCUGGCCGUGGACGAUUUCGUGGAAAAGAUGAGCGACGUUGAGGAGAUGGGAAGGGAGGAGAGGGAGAGGGUGUAUAGGCUUGCGCAGGAGCGGUGUAGGAAGAGGAUGAGCGAGGCGACGAGUGUUUUGACGUUGAAGAUGCAGCCGGGGGAGGAUGUGCCUGUGAGGCUGGUGAGGAGGGGUGAGGAGAAGUUUGUUAGUUGGAUUGAGUGA
Molecule: messenger RNA, 2052 nt
Organism: Scedosporium apiospermum
Lineage: Eukaryota; Fungi; Ascomycota; Sordariomycetes; Microascales; Microascaceae
Product: Cytochrome P450
Exons: 4
Coding region: 1-2052 (683 amino acids)
Molecular function (GO): oxidoreductase activity, acting on paired donors, with incorporation or reduction of molecular oxygen; iron ion binding; monooxygenase activity
Source: RefSeq, a predicted model, not a curated record